Asparagus officinalis (garden asparagus) is the source of this 3212-nucleotide messenger RNA. RefSeq names its product serine/threonine-protein phosphatase BSL1 homolog. Gene Ontology annotation, biological process: brassinosteroid mediated signaling pathway. Lineage: Eukaryota; Viridiplantae; Streptophyta; Magnoliopsida; Asparagales; Asparagaceae. Gene Ontology annotation, molecular function: protein binding; phosphoprotein phosphatase activity. The record is from RefSeq and is a predicted model, not a curated record.
AGAGUCCAGGGAAAACCCUCUCAGCUCACUAAAUAAACACCCCCCACUUCGAUCCCGUCUCCCUCCCCCCCAAAAAAAUAUCUCCGGUCAGCGGCGAGGAGGGAGAAAAACCCUAACCCUAGGCGAUGGGGUCAAAGCCAUGGAUGGUGCCAGCCCCGAGAUACAGGGCGACGGAGUCACGGUGGGACUCCGACGACGACUGGCGCGGCCCGCGCUGGCGCACCACACGCGUGACGGUGGUGGCCCCACCAAGAACCACGGCCACGAGGCUCAUCCUCUUCGGCGGCGCCACCGCCAUCGAGGGCGGCCCUUCCGGAAUCAGGCUGGAUGGAGUGACGAAUUCGGUGCACUCGUAUGACGUUGAGACCAAGAAGUGGACCAGAAUACGCCCUGCUGGAGAACCGCCAUCCCUUCGGGCUGCCCAUGCUGCAGCAGCAGUGGGCACUAUGGUUGUAUUUCAGGGUGGCAUAGGCCCUGCCGGACAUUCGACUGAUGACCUCUAUGUGUUAGAUUUGACGAACGAUAAAUAUAAGUGGCAUAGGUUGGUGGUUCAAGGGGAUGGUCCAGGACCUCGCUAUGGCCAUGCCAUGGAUUUGGUUGCUCAGCGUUAUCUUGUGUCAGUAAGUGGGAACGAUGGAAAGAGGGUCCUCUCGGAUGCUUGGGCUCUGGAUACUGCACAGAAACCCUACAGAUGGCAGAAACUUAAUCCUGUUGGAGACAAACCUUCUGCUAGAAUGUAUGCAACAGCUAGUGCACGUUCAGAUGGGAUGCUCUUGCUAUGUGGUGGGAGAGACAUUUCUGGAACACCACUAGCAGAUGCUUAUGGGCUACUCAUGCAUACCAAUGGUCAGUGGGAAUGGACUCUAGCUCCUGGUGUAUCCCCCUCACCAAGAUAUCAGCAUGCAGCGGUCUUUGUCGGCGCGCGGUUGCAUGUAACUGGAGGUGUUCUUAGAGGGGGAAGAAGUAUUGAAGGUGAAGGUGCAGUUGCAGUUCUGGAUACUGCUGCUGGGGUAUGGUUGGAUAAGAAUGGAAUUGUUACCACUUCAUCCCGGUCGAACAAGUCUUCUGCUAAUGAUCGUGAUGCUUCUUUUGAGCUUCUCCGUCGUUGCCGCCAUGCGGUUGCCUCCGUUGGGUCUCAGAUAUAUGUACAUGGUGGUCUCAGAGGAGAUAUUCUACUCGAUGAUUUUCUUGUGGCGGAAAAUGCACCUUUCCAAUCUGAAAUUGAUUCCUCCAUGUACAGUAUUAACAGUACCCCAUCUGCGACAAAUCACAAGCUUGAGCAACCAUCUUUGGAUAGUAUACCAGAGAGAGGCUCAUCUGGUGGUUCAAGCUUGGACCAGAAGUCAAUUGACAAACUAGUUCAGGCUUCUACUGCUGAAGCCGAGGCUGCAAGUGCAGUUUGGCAAGCGGCAAGAGAAGCAUCAGAAAAAGGUCUUUCAGAUGAUAACGAAGCUUCUCCUCAAGCCUAUGAAAAAUCGGAGACCUCAGAUAUUAACGAUGGACUUGAACGUGAUGUUAGAUUGCAUCCUCGAGCGGUAGUGGUGGCUAAAGAGGCUGUUGGUAAUCUGGGAGGUCUAGUACGGCAACUUUCUUUAGAACAAUUUGAAAAUGAGGGUAGAAGAGUGAAUCCUGCAAACGGUGACCAAGUUUAUCCACCUAAGAAGUUCUUGAAUAGGCAGAAGUCUCCACAGGGCUUACAUAAAAAGAUUAUCUCCUUCCUACUCAGGCCAAGAAACUGGAAAAGUCCUGCAAACAGAAGCUUUUUCCUUGAUGCAUAUGAAGUUGGUGAGCUUUGUUAUGCUGCUGAGCAGAUUUUUAUGCAGGAGCCCACCGUUCUACAACUGAAAGCACCUGUAAAAGUAUUUGGUGAUCUUCAUGGUCAGUUUGGUGAUCUUAUGCGUCUAUUUGAUGAGUACGGUUUCCCAUCAACAGCUGGUGAUAUUACGUAUAUUGAUUAUUUGUUUUUGGGAGACUAUGUUGACCGUGGGCAACACAGCCUUGAAACAAUAACCUUGCUUCUUGCUCUUAAGAUAGAAUAUCCAGAGAAUGUCCACCUGAUCCGGGGGAACCAUGAGGCUGCUGACAUCAAUGCUCUAUUUGGUUUCCGUCUUGAAUGCAUCGAGAGAAUGGGGGAAAGCGAUGGGAUAUGGGUGUGGAACCGAUUCAAUCAACUUUUUAAUUACCUGCCUCUUGCUGCUCUAAUUGAGAAGAAAAUUAUAUGCAUGCAUGGGGGCAUAGGGAGGUCGAUAAACUCUGUUGAGCAAAUAGAGAAGCUCGAAAGACCCAUAACUAUGGAUGUUGGAUCCAUCAUCCUAAUGGACCUUCUAUGGUCAGACCCCACAGAAAAUGAUAGUAUAGAGGGAUUGAGACCAAACGCCAGAGGACCUGGUUUAGUCACAUUUGGGCCUGACAGGGUUACUGAUUUCUGUAAGAGGAACAAACUGCAACUUAUAAUUCGAGCUCAUGAAUGUGUGAUGGAUGGAUUUGAACGGUUUGCACAAGGGCAGCUAAUUACCCUGUUUUCAGCAACUAAUUACUGCGGGACUGCAAAUAAUGCUGGGGCAAUACUGGUGGUUGGUAGGGGCUUAGUCAUUGUUCCAAAGUUGAUUCAUCCACUCCCUCCACCCCUACACUCACCAGAGUCAUCACCGGAGCGUGUUUCGGAUGACACGUGGAUGCAGGAGCUCAACACUCAAAGACCACCUACUCCUACUCGAGGAAGACCACAAUCUGCUAGUGAUCGGAAUUCUCUUGCAUAUAUAUAGUUGUCUUUUGCACAGCGGAAAUUCUUCAUAUCUGCAUCAAAAUGCUUUUUAUAACCUUGAAGGUGCUCAAGCUCUUCAAGUCAAAUCCUGACCCUGCAUCUCUUAGGGUCCAAGAAUCAGGCUUCGGUGCCAGCAUCACGUGUUGUGAAAUUCUCAGCCUGCACCCUUCCAUGACUAAAGGAGUUCGGUACUUAGAAGUUUCACUUUGUGUUUAUAGUGUACAUGAUUAAGGUAAUAACAACAUUAUAUUGUAAUAUUUGGGUCUCAUCCUGUUGUAUAUGCCCAGUGUAUGCGUCUAGGGAUAUAUAUUGUAACCUAGUUUUGAUGGAAUAUAGGGUCAUACAGUUCUCUUUUCCCUGAUUUGAUGUAUUUGGUUAUAAUAAGUUGACAAUGUUUUUCUUGUAGAAGUCAAUAUUAUUUGUGUAUGCAUGCGCAGGUUUUUCUCAA